UUUUCAAUGGCCUUACCCAGUAUACAUGGAUCGAAGAUGAGCGUAUUUUGCAUACUAGCUACCAGGACGGUGAUGGUGGCUAUCGUAAUGCCAUAUCCAGGUCGUCUGCCUAAAUCAAUUGCGCAAAGAAGCCUGCAGCUGAUAAAGAGAAGGCUUCCAUGGAAGUCCAGCAAAGUAAUACAAAACCCCCCAUACCCAACAAGAUAAUUUUCUGCGCUUGGGCCAGACAAUUCUCUCUUUCAACCCAAAGAUCUGGAGAGGCGAAAUGGCACAAGGAACCCUCCACAAAGCGUUCCUGAUCCCUGAGAUCCUGGAAAACAUUCUCCUCCACACUGACAUGUGCACAUUGCUGACCUCUGCCCAGCGAGUCUGCCAUCACUGGCAUAAUCUCAUCACAGAAUCCCACAACCUCCAAGCAGCCCUUUUCUUCAAACCAACCAAGCGCAAAUUUCAAGAAGGCUCCCAAACGCAUUCGAAACUCCCUCAUCGCAGAAAACCUCUGGCCUUACUUCUUCCGCAAACAACUACGUACGGGACAAAGGGCGUAUGUAUAUCAAAAACUCAACCUACCCUUCGUGGACCUUCACAAGGAAGCCACAUACCUUCCAGCCGAAGCAAGUUGGAGACGGAUGCUCCCCCAGCAACCACCCACAAACCGCAUCGGAAUCAUUGAGAGAUACCCGGUAGAAUCAUCGGAAUCCGGAACAUAUACAUAUGAGAUUGAAAGCGCAGAAGGCUGGUUUCUGCGAAUGGGAAACUUCGAUACAGCCGUUAGUCAAGGUAUGCUCGUGGCAGGCCAGGAUAAAUUGGUAUUCUGGCAUGAGGCGGCUUGUUUGGGAAGUUUAGAACAGAACCUUCAGGGGAAAAGGGCCGUUGUGGUGUCGAGAGAUUUGGUGGAUUGUGAUGUAGUGAUUUUCGUUCGGUUUCAUUCUCCUUCGGAUAAGAUUUUGAACAAGGUGCUUUCAUCGUAUCCGUAGAUGAGCUAGCUUUGCUUUUGACAGGGCUUCUGUCGACAUGUUUGAGUUGUUUCUUUUGGUUGUGCUUUUAGGGAACAUUGGACACAGCUGGGUGUAUUUGAGUCAUACCAAGUCUUAUAAUGACCUCUUGUUGUUGCUCUCUAUCCAGUUCGAAUUGUGAAUUUUCCAGACUUUUCCUCAGAUA
Aspergillus wentii DTO 134E9 is the source of this 1161-nucleotide messenger RNA. RefSeq lists its product as uncharacterized. The transcript has a single exon. NCBI's taxonomy places the organism in Eukaryota, Fungi, Ascomycota, Eurotiomycetes, Eurotiales, Aspergillaceae. The record is from RefSeq and is a predicted model, not a curated record. Gene Ontology annotation, molecular function: protein binding. Bases 266 to 673 code for a protein of 135 amino acids.